UUUGAAUCUUUUCUUAUCCAAUCCCUCUAGUACCAGUUCAUCCGUGUAUCCUCCUCUCUGUCGGGCGUCAAAUGUCCACCAGCUUCUGCUCGGUGGUCCUGAACCACAUCUCACCGGAAGAGAGUAACCAAUUAUAGUGGCGGGGAACCGAAACUAGGCGUCAAUGUUAUGUGCGCUAUGGCAGGUUUUGGCGCUCCAGCGAUUUCUCUUCCGAAUUUCCCAGUCACAAGCAAUAAUCUUCCUUUCCAAAACCAUCAAAUUCUCUCUGUAAUCGAUCGAUGCUCAAGUGCCAAGGAGUUGAAGCAAGUUCACGCCCAUAUGCUCCGCACCGGCCUCUUCUUCGACCCCUUCUCCGCCAGCAAGCUCUUCGCGGCCUCCGCUCUCUCAUCCUUCUCCACUCUCCAGUAUGCCCACGACCUGUUCGACCAAAUUCCCCAACCAAAUCUCUACACUUGGAACACUCUUAUUCGAGCUUAUGCUUCCAGCUCCGACCCCUUUCAGAGUUUCGUAUUGUUUCUUGAGUUGCUUGAUAGGUGUGAUGAUUUGCCCAACAAUUUCACUUUCCCUUUUGUGAUUAAGGCCGCUUCGGAGCUCAAGGCUUCGAGGGUCGGAAAAGCUGUUCAUGGAAUGGCGAUUAAAAUGUCGUUGGGUAUGGAUGUGUAUAUUCUUAACUCGCUUGUGCGAUUCUAUGGGGUAUGUGGGGAUUUGAACAUGGCUGAGCGACUGUUUGCGAGUAUUGCUAGUAAAGAUGUGGUGUCUUGGAAUUCGAUGAUCUCGGCUUUUACUCAGGGGAACUGUCCAGAGGAUGCAUUGGACUUGUUUCUGAAAAUGGAGGGGGAGAACGUGAAACCCAACUCUGUCACAAUGGUGGGUGUUUUGUCCGCUUGUGCGAAGAAGUUGGAUUUGGAGUUUGGGAGGUGGGUUUGUGAGUACAUUGAAAGGAAAGAAAUUAGAGUGGAUUUAACUCUGAUUAACGCCACGCUUGACAUGUAUACAAAAUGUGGAAGCAUCGAUGAUGCGCAAAAGCUGUUUGAUGAAAUGCCUGAAAGAGAUGUCUUCUCAUGGACCACCAUGCUUGAUGGGUAUGCAAAAAUGGGCGAUUUCGAUGCUGCUCGGCAAGUGUUUGACACAAUGCCUGUGAAGGAAAUUGCUGCUUGGAACGUCCUCAUAUCUGCUUAUGAACAAAAUGGUAAGCCCAAGGAGGCUCUUGCCACUUUCAAUGAGUUGCAGCUCAGAAAAAUUGCAAAACCUGAUGAAGUCACUCUGGUUAGUACUCUGUCAGCUUGUGCUCAGUUGGGGGCAAUUGAUUUGGGUGGGUGGAUUCAUGUGUAUAUGAAAAGGGAAGGGAUAGAUCUGAACUGCCAUCUGAUUACUUCUCUCGUAGACAUGUAUGCUAAGUGUGGUGAUUUAGAGAAAGCUCUUGAGGUGUUUCAUUCAGUGGAGGAGAGAGAUGUGUAUGUUUGGAGCGCCAUGAUUGCUGGCUUGGGAAUGCACGGGCGUGGGAAGGCAGCAAUUGAUUUGUUUUUCAAAAUGCAGGAAGCUAAGGUGAGCCCGAACAGUGUGACGUUUACGAAUAUACUAUGUGCCUGCAGCCAUGCUGGAUUAGUCGAUGCGGGGCGGGUGUUUUUUCAUGAAAUGGAGCCAGUUUACGGGGUUGUGCCUGGAACAAAGCACUAUGCUUGCAUGGUUGAUAUUCUCGGCCGUGCUGGGCUUCUUGGAGAAGCUAUGGAGUUGAUCAACGAAAUGCCUGUAACACCAAGCGCCUCGGUUUGGGGUGCUCUGCUUGGUGCCUGUAGGCUCCAUAUGAAUGUCGAGCUUGCAGAACUGGCUUGUGACCGUUUGCUCAAGUUGGAGCCUAGAAAUCAUGGCGCUAUUGUACUUCUAUCUAACAUUUAUGCCAAAACAGAAAGAUGGGAUAAGGUUUCUGAGUUGAGGAAUCUGAUGAGAGACUCUGACUUGAAAAAGGAACCAGGUUGUAGUUCAGUUGAAGUCAAUGGCAGUGUCCAUGAGUUCCUAGUUGGCGAUAACUCCCACCCGUUAUCCAGCAAAAUCUACUCGAAACUGGACGAGAUUGCAGCAAAACUAAAAUCAGUUGGAUAUGAACCAAACAAGUCCCAUCUUCUCCAGCUCGUCGAAGAAGACGACCUCAAGGAACAGGCCUUAAGCCUUCACAGCGAGAAGUUAGCAAUUGCUUUUGGACUCAUCAGUUUGGCGCCAUCUCAACCAAUUCGAGUUGUGAAAAAUCUUCGGGUUUGCGGAGACUGCCACGAAGUUGCCAAGCUCGUAUCUAGAGUUUACGGUAGAGAUAUAUUAUUGCGAGAUCGGUAUCGAUUCCAUCAUUUUAGAGACGGGCAUUGCUCAUGUAUGGAUUAUUGGUAAAGCAGCAAAAGAAUGGCUUCUAUGUUCUCAUUGAUAUUGCCUAAACUGAGUAUUCAAGGAAAAAAUAAUCCCUGUUAAAUAAGUAAUAUUAGAAGAUUUUUAUAACUAUUUCUGCAAUAUU
Messenger RNA from Momordica charantia (bitter melon), 2500 nucleotides. It is a transcript of the gene OTP81, whose product is annotated as Tetratricopeptide repeat (TPR)-like superfamily protein. Gene Ontology annotation, biological process: RNA modification. Gene Ontology annotation, molecular function: zinc ion binding; protein binding; RNA binding. The record is from RefSeq and is a predicted model, not a curated record. NCBI's taxonomy places the organism in Eukaryota, Viridiplantae, Streptophyta, Magnoliopsida, Cucurbitales, Cucurbitaceae.